Messenger RNA from Panicum virgatum (switchgrass), 1991 nucleotides. Its product is annotated as tryptophan aminotransferase-related protein 4-like. Gene Ontology annotation, biological process: amino acid metabolic process. The transcript is spliced from 5 exons. Gene Ontology annotation, molecular function: transaminase activity; carbon-sulfur lyase activity. Lineage: Eukaryota; Viridiplantae; Streptophyta; Magnoliopsida; Poales; Poaceae. Bases 131 to 1645 code for a protein of 504 amino acids. The record is from RefSeq and is a predicted model, not a curated record.
UUAUUUAUUUAAGCGGCUGAUUGAAACGCCUGACCCAGCCGGCAGCCCGGCAGCCCAGCAGCACGCAGCACAAUUUUUGUAAGCAGUCUUGUCAGGACGCACAGCCAGAGACACGUCCAGUCCAAGUCCAAUGAAGCCGGCAGCUGGUGGUGAUGGCGGAGGGCAGCAGGCAAGCCGCCGACGACCUGCCGAUCUCGGCCUCCUCGCGCUCCUCGGCUCGUCGCUGCUCCUCAACGCCGUCUUCCUCGCGCGCCACUUCCUGCCGCCGCCGGCGCGGCUGCUGGAUGGUGUCGACGCGGCCGGCGGCGGCGGCUGCGGGCUCAGCUGGGCCCUGCAGGCGGCCAGGGAGGCCGAGGCGGUGGCCGCCGUCGACUGCUCGGGCCACGGGCAGGCGUUCCUCGACGGCGUCGUCGGCGAGGACGGCGGGCGGCCCGGGUGCGAGUGCAACGCCUGCUUCAGCGGGCCGGACUGCUCCCUCCGGACGCCCGGCUGCACCGCCGACGCCGACAGCGGGAACCCGCUGUUCCUGGAGCCGUACUGGCGGCGGCACGCGGCCGCCAGCGCCGUGGUGGUCUCCGGGUGGCACCGCAUGAGCUACAGCACCACCGACGGCAUGUUCCAGUCCGUGGAGCUCGAGCGACAGAUCCGGCGCUUGCACAGGGCCGUCGGCAACGCCAUCGCCGACGGCAAGCGCAUCGUCUUCGCCGCCGGCUCCAUGCAGCUCAUCAACGCGCUCGUGUACGCGCUCUCCCCCGACGACGCCAACGCCGCCUCGAGCUCGCCGCCGGCCCGCGUGGUCGCCACCGCGCCCUAUUACCCAGCGUAUAAAGCACAGACGAAGAUGUUCGACGGCCGCGAGUACAGGUGGGGCGGAACCACGGCUCUAUGGGCCAACGCAUCACGGAACUCCACUACUGACGACGGCGACGGCGGCUUCAUCGAGUUCGUCACGUCGCCCAACAACCCGGACGCCCAGCUCGAGAAGGCCGUCCUCGGCGGCUCGUCGGCCGCGGCCAUCUUCGACCACGCCUACUACUGGCCGCACUUCACGCACAUCCCGGCGCCGUCCGACGAGGACGUCAUGAUGUUCACCAUGUCCAAGCCCUCCGGCCACGCCGGCAGCAGAUUCGGGUGGGCGCUGAUCAGGGACGAGAAGGUGGCCAAGAAGGCGUACGAGUACGUGAAGAUGAGCGUGAUGGGCGCGUCCCGGGACACCCAGCUGCGGAUGCUGGGGAUCGUCAAGGCCAUGCUGGCCAACCUGCACGGCGAGGAGGACAUCUUCGCCUUCGGGUACGACGUGAUGAGGAGCAGGUGGCGCCGCCUGAGCACCGCCGUGUCGCGGUCCCGCCGCAUCUCGCUGCAGAAGAUGGCUCCCGAGUACUGCACCUACUUCAAGCGCGUCAGAGAGCCGUCGCCAGCCUACGCGUGGGUGAAGUGCGAGAGGGAGGAAGACGAAGACUGCUACGACGUGCUGCUCAAGGCCAAGAUCAUCACGCGCACGGGCGUCGCGAACGAGGCCGGCAGCCGCUACACGAGGAUCAGUCUGCUCAAGGGGGACGAUGACUUCGAAGUGCUCAUGGAGAGGGUCACCGAUCUUGUCAAUGCCGAGAAGUACGACGACGCUCCCGGUUCCAGCUCCAUGUGAUGGUAAGAACCGCAGGAGUUUAACUGGCUCCGGACGGGACGGGCAAGGUAAAAUUACGGUUAAUUAAUACCGGAAAUGAUCAGCUAGGCGCUGAUUAAUUUUCCACGAAAUUAAUUAAAUUACACGAACGGUCAACUAGAAAUUGAUUGUUCAUUUCCCGGGAUGAGCCGGCGGGGAUAGCUGGGCACGACGGGUAAUAAAAAUACAAGAGAUGAUCAGCUACUGGCUGAUUGUUCUCGUUCUCAGAUCAUUUGCUAGUGUAUGUACAGGAAAGAAAAAAAAUUGUAUGUUGUGUAUGGAACAUACUCCUAUGUCACUAGAAAUGGGAUGAUGGGCAUUGCGUACA